UCUCUGGAGUAUUGGCUAUUCCUCCCAAUUUGGUGUCGCCUGCAAUUGGGUCCUGCUGCCUUUUCCCCGCCCGUCAGAAACCGGAAAUGUGUAUGCAGAACGCAGCUAUCCUUUCUCUCAAGCCUGCGAGGCGACGGGGCCCGAAGGGGGCGUGGCCAGCAGGUGCUUCUCAAGAGCAAAAAGGAAAGGGGCGGGGACAAGAUGGCGGCGGAGGAGCUCUGGGGCUGGUUGGUGAACUAGACCGGAAGUGAGGCGUUUUCCUCAACUGCUGGUUUCCGGUCUGUGUUUCUUCACAGGGCGAGUGAAGGCAAAGACGGCGAAGCGAAGCCCUUGGGUGAGAAAAGGGGGCGUUUUCCUCAGCGGCAAUGGAGAAGCUCCGGCGGGUGCUGAGCGGGCAGGACGACGAGGAGCAAGGGCUGACGUCACAGGUACUUGAUUCGUCAUCUCUUAGUUUUAGUACCCGGGUGAAAUGGUUUGCCAUCUGUUUUGCAAGUGGCAUUUUGUGUUCUAUUCUUGGGACAGCAAUGCUGUGGCUCCCAGGUGGUGGUAUGAAACUCUUUGCAGUAUUCUAUACAUUAGGAAAUAUUUCUGCUUUAUCCAGUACUUGCUUCUUGAUGGGUCCUGUGAAACAGCUGAAAAAGAUGUUUGAGCCAACAAGAUUAAUUGUGACAAUUGUUAUGCUGCUCUCUUUUAUACUCACCCUAUGUGCUGUGUUCUGGUGGCAUAAGAGAGGGCUAGCCCUGCUGUUCUGCAUUAUGCAAUUCUUGGCAAUGACCUGGUACAGUCUGUCAUAUAUUCCUUAUGCAAGGGAUGCUGUGAUGAAAUGCUUCACAUCCUGCCUAGGUUAGAGGGAACAAAGAGGAACUUUUCAAUAAUACUAGAAGCCAAUUUUAUUUCUCCAAGUUUACUCAUUUGUGUCAGAUCCCGAAAUUGUGAAAAGUUUUCUACAAUUGGGGACUAAAUUAUGCUAGCAGAAUAUACAUACAUACAUACAUACAUACAUACAUACAUAUGCAUACACUCAUACACACAUAUAUUCAAAACUGCCAACAACACCUGCAUAUCGGGAAAUCAAUAAAUUCACAAAUCACUUAUUUACCUCACAAAAUGGUCUCAAAAGUGCUGGAUCAGAUUCUGCUACCAUAAUUUACUCUCAAAAGUAGCAUUUGGGCUCCAGGUAAAAUGUAUGUAAAUAAUUUUGUCUUGGUUUUGCUAUUUAUCUUUCCUGUUAAUGCAUUAUUUGUUAUAUGCUUCCCAAAGAUCUUUAACAUUGUAAAAUUAAAUAUUUUACUAAAUAUAUAUCUAUAGAGCUCUCUGAAAUACUUAAACUGGCAUGCUAUGAAAGAAUGGAAAAAUGUAAGAUGUCUGGUAUUGAACACAUGAACUUUUCUUUUAAACUUUAUAAAUACCAACUUUUUAUAUUGUGAUACUUUAAAAAAUACUUGAAUAAAAGUGCUUAUGAAUAAUAUAUUAAAUCAAUGAUUACAAAAGAAAUAAAAUUAUUUUGAAAUGCCA
Messenger RNA from Anolis carolinensis (green anole), 1515 nucleotides. RefSeq names its product SFT2 domain containing 1 (gene sft2d1). Gene Ontology annotation, cellular component: membrane. Gene Ontology annotation, biological process: vesicle-mediated transport. The record is from RefSeq and is a predicted model, not a curated record. The coding region runs from base 366 to 848 and encodes 160 amino acids. Lineage: Eukaryota; Metazoa; Chordata; Lepidosauria; Squamata; Anolidae. The transcript has 8 exons.